AUGGCGGCGCCGGGCCUGGACGAGGUCAUGGCGUUCCUCACGGAGCACGGCUUCGCGAGCACCGCCUCCGCCCUCCGGGACGACGUGCUGGGCCGCACUGCCGACGGGGCAUCAGACUCCCCUGCCGCACUAGAUCCCCGGCUCCCGCCCCUCCGGAUGCCGGCCUCCGCCUCCGCUGUCGGCGCCGGCACGACGGCGCCUGCGAGCCCCGGUUCCAGCUCCGAGUCAGCCUCCUCCUCCGCCUUCGUCAGCAUGCGCUCAACGCCCUCAGGGCUGCUGAACCCAUAUGGCGUCUGGUCACCGCCGCACUCGCUGUCGGACGCGUCGUCAUCUGAGAUGGAGUUCGGCACAGCGCGCCAGUACGACACCAGCGACAUCUUCUUCCAAGAAGGCUGGCUCUACGACGACCACAUCUUCCAUACCAAGCUGGACGACGACGGGAGAGACAAAGAGGAGGACAAGUUCGUUCUCGGCGCUCACGGCGGUUCAGGACGGACAGAAGCGUUCGAUCUUACCGCCGGCGGUGGCCGCCGGCAUGAACAUGCCGGCACUGACGGCUGUGAGGGGUGUGCCGAGGUGUACACCUGCUCAUCACCGCUCUGCGGCUGCUGCGGCGGGGGACUCAAGGAUGUGGAGGGGAUCGAGGCUGUCAGGAAUUCGAGCUCCGCUGUAUACGGGAGAUACAAGAUCAUGGAUGACCAGACAGAGGUACUUGACGAGUGUGGCCUGGAUGUGUUUCAGCUGAAGCAGAGUGAUGAUGCAGUGCUGGAGUGCGAUUUGCCAAGAGAUUCUGGGCAAGGAGAUGAGAAUGUGGAGCUGAAUGUUGUGGACAGGGAGCUUCGAAUGCUCAGUUCAUUUGAUACUUGUGCUGAUGCUGAUAUUGCUGCAAAGUUGGAUGAUGACACUGAAAACAAUCUGAAAAGCAGCAGGGGGAAAGAAUAUCUGAAAGAGUAUAGCUCACAUCCUUUCCCACAGAAUGGUGAUUCCGACGACAUCUAUGACUUUGGAGAUAUUGGGCCAUUGAAUACAGAUGUCAAAAAGUCUGCUGCUCUUAUAGCCGAGGAAGAAGAUCCAGAGUCAAAUAUUGAUAUGUCCCUCGCUAAUUUCCAUCGAGAAUACGAGGUAUUUGAAUUGAGAAUUGUCCACCGCAAGAACAGGACUGGCUUUGAAGAAAACAAAGAUUUCCCCAUUGUCUUGAAUUCAGUCAUAGCAGGAAGAUAUUAUGUCACUGAAUAUCUUGGUUCGGCUGCAUUCAGCAAGGUUGCUCAAGCACAUGAUCUUCAGACGGGAAUGGAUAUUUGCCUUAAAAUAAUUAAAAAUGAUAAGGAUUUCUUUGAUCAGAGUUUAGAUGAGAUAAAGCUGCUGAAAUUUGUGAACAAAUAUGAUCCAUCAGAUGAACAUCAUGUACUGCGCCUAUAUGACUACUUCUAUCACCAGGAACAUCUUUUCAUUGUCACUGAAUUGCUACGAGCAAAUCUGUAUGAGUUUCAGAAAUAUAACCAGGAGUCUGGUGUUGAGGAGUACUUUACGUUUCCUAGGAUACAGGCAAUCGCUCGGCAAUGUUUAGAAGCUUUGGUAUACUUGCAUCAUUUAAGGAUCGUUCACUGCGACCUAAAACCAGAGAAUAUCCUUAUCAAGAGCUACAGCAGGUGUGAAAUUAAGAUCAUUGAUCUUGGGAGCAGUUGCUUCUUGACAGACAACUUAAGCCUGUAUGUCCAAUCACGUUCUUAUCGAGCCCCUGAGGUCAUUCUGGGGCUGCCAUAUGAUCAGAGGAUUGACAUUUGGUCUCUCGGUUGCAUCCUUGCUGAACUAUACACCGGUGAGGUACUAUUUCCUAAUGAAUCAGUGUCCAUGAUGCUUGCCGGUAUGAUUGGGAUAGUUGGACCAAUCGAUAUGGAAAUGCUAGCAUUGGGGCAGGAGACACAUAAGUAUUUUACUGACGAUUACGACCUUUUCACCAAGAAUGAGGAGACAGAUCAGCUAGAGUAUCUGGUUCCGGAGAAGUCUUCUUUGCGGCGUCAUUUGAGAUGCCCUGACCCGCAGUUUGUCGAUUUUCUAUCUUAUUUGCUGCAAAUAAACCCCAGGAAGAGGCCAACAGCCAGUGAAGCGCUGGAACAUCCAUGGCUUUCAUCUGAGUACUAAUAUGAGGCCGCACGUAUAAGGAUGAAUUUUCGGUUACUCCUUAUUUUGGGCCUCCUUUAGAACUUGUAAAAAAAAGAAAAAGA
Lolium rigidum is the source of this 2225-nucleotide messenger RNA. Its product is annotated as DYRK-family kinase pom1-like. Gene Ontology annotation, cellular component: cytoplasm. Gene Ontology annotation, molecular function: protein serine/threonine kinase activity; protein tyrosine kinase activity; ATP binding. Bases 1 to 2142 code for a protein of 713 amino acids. The transcript has 8 exons. NCBI's taxonomy places the organism in Eukaryota, Viridiplantae, Streptophyta, Magnoliopsida, Poales, Poaceae. Gene Ontology annotation, biological process: peptidyl-threonine phosphorylation; peptidyl-serine phosphorylation. The record is from RefSeq and is a predicted model, not a curated record.